This is a messenger RNA of Synchiropus splendidus (mandarinfish), 1215 nucleotides long. It is a transcript of the gene olah, whose product is annotated as oleoyl-ACP hydrolase. The coding region runs from base 310 to 1074 and encodes 254 amino acids. The transcript is spliced from 6 exons. NCBI's taxonomy places the organism in Eukaryota, Metazoa, Chordata, Actinopteri, Syngnathiformes, Callionymidae. The record is from RefSeq and is a predicted model, not a curated record. Gene Ontology annotation, biological process: lipid biosynthetic process.
AAGAGAGGCGGACUUUCCACCGGUCUUUCAAAUACGCCUGUUACCGGCUUUAUCUCUUUAACUAUAUUUUAUGUUUUUCGGCGUGAUUACGUCAUUAGCUAGGAGACACUGACCGCAUUUGUUAAGACUAAAAAAAUGUUAGCCAGGUGUCAAUGGAAUACCGAACGUGAGCUGAGAGCAUGUGCGCAUGCGUACUUUCUGUUGCCUAGCAAGCGAAUGUUUCAUUAUUUACAGCUUUAAAAACAUCGUCAUACCGCCGAAAGAAACCAAAACGUUGAGUUCGAAGGCUUAAUAGGAAGCCGGAGCAGGAUGGAGAAGGUCAUUAACUGUUUUAGGAAACAUCCAGAAGCAGCAGUUCGGCUCGUCUGCUUCCCCUGGGCUGGUGGAGGGUCCGUGCAUUACGCUCGCUGGGGACAAACGCUCGACAGCUCCGUAGAAGUGUUGGCUGUCAAACUUCCAGGCCGGGAGAGUCGAGCCAAAGAGACGUUCUUUGAAAACAUGCAGCAGAUCGUGGACGAGGUUGUCACCGUUCUGCUGCCGCUGCUGAGAGAGAAGCCGUUCGCUCUGUUCGGCCACAGUUUCGGUGCCUUCACCAGUUUAGCAGUGGCAGACGCUCUGAAGAGGAGUCACAACCUUGAGCCUGUUCACCUCUUCCUGUCUGGAGCCUCAGCGCCUUAUUCCGAGACUCGUCUCAGAGCUCCAAAGAGAAGCCAGUUAUCGGACGACGAUUUUCUCAAAUGGCUCAUUUCCAUUGGAGGAACGCCUCCAGAACUUCUCGCCAAGCCUGACGUUCUGAAGCUCUUUCUCCCAGCGCUGAAGGCUGACCUCCACGUGGUGGAGAGCUUCCGAUAUGAGAAACCUGACCGACCGUUUCUCUCCUGUCCUGUCUCCUGUUUGGACGGAAAGGAUGAUGUUCCUCAUGAGCUGCAGGCCUGGAAAGACAUCACAUCUGGAGACUUCACCAUCCGAAUGUUUGAAGGGUCACACUUUUAUCUGAAGGAUCCCCAAAAUGAGAAAAGUAUAUUGCACUACGUCAGACAGCAGCUGGAGACGUCGGACAUGGACUACCUUUGAUAACUAGUAUAAGCUUAAACCAAGCCUCUUGGAAAGUGAAAUAUAUACGGAAAUUGAAAAAAAAAUACUUGUUGUUGUCCCUUAACGUGUGGAUGUGGUUUCACCAGUGAUUUGCUGUGAUGUCCUGGUGUAAACACUAGA